AUGCUCAGUAACGGGGACAGCGACAGGAAGCACCCGACGGGCUGCUCCGGGGGCGGGAGCGGCUCGGCCCGUGCCCCGGCCAUGGAGCGGGCUCGGCCGGUGAAGGGGACCGUGUCCGCGGUGAGCCUCGCGCUCAGCGUCCUGUCGCUGCUGCUGCUGGCCGCCGCCAUCUCCAGCGACCACUGGUACGAGACCGACACCCGCCGGCACAAGGACAACUGCGACCGGCACGGAUCCGACUCCAACGACCAGAAGAACCGCGAGAUGCCCAUCUACCACCUGCCGCUGGUGGACACCGGCAGCGGCGUGUCGCGGCAGCGGGACGUGGCGCUGAUGAAGCCCGUGCAUGUGGGCAGCCGAGAGGAGGAGCUGCUGGAGAACUGGAGGGCGAUCCUGGGGAUGGGCAUCCUGGAGACGGAGUGCGGGAGGCCGCUGUUCUCCUCCCACUCCGGCCUCUGGAGCAAGUGCUUCUUCAAGGGCCUGGACCCGGACAUCGACAAGCUCAUCGACCGGGGUAUUGCUGAUCGAUGCACCGCUGUCAAAUAUCACUUCUCUCAGCCAAUCAGAUUGAGGAACAUCCCUCUGAACCUGACCAGGACCAUACAGCAGGACGAGUGGCAUCUGCUGCACCUGCGGCGGAUCACCGCAGGGUUCCUGGGGAUGGCAGCAGCCGUCCUGUUGUGUGGCUGCAUCGUGGCGUCGGUCGGAUUCUUCUGGGAGGAAAGUCUGACUCAGCACGUGUCCGGACUGUUGUUCCUCAUGGCAGGAAUCUUCUGCACCAUCUCUCUGUGCACGUAUGCAGCCAGUGUGACCUAUGACCUCUCCAGGAACCCCCCGUUCAUCUACGGUCUGCCGGACGACGUGGAUCACGGCUACGGUUGGUCGAUCUGCUGCGCCUGGGCCAGUCUGGGUCUGACCGUGGCUGCCGGCUGCCUCGGCACCACCUUCCCUUUCCUGAGUCAGGCUGGAGCUCUGCGAUCCAAAACCGCUCGUGCAUCCUCCGUCUGA
Messenger RNA from Pleuronectes platessa (European plaice), 1008 nucleotides. RefSeq names its product transmembrane protein 178a (gene tmem178a). Gene Ontology annotation, biological process: regulation of cytosolic calcium ion concentration; negative regulation of osteoclast differentiation. NCBI's taxonomy places the organism in Eukaryota, Metazoa, Chordata, Actinopteri, Pleuronectiformes, Pleuronectidae. Bases 1 to 1008 code for a protein of 335 amino acids. Gene Ontology annotation, cellular component: endoplasmic reticulum membrane. The transcript is spliced from 4 exons. The record is from RefSeq and is a predicted model, not a curated record.